GUUAUGAGGUUCUAUUGCCCGGUUCGAGAGUAGUACCGCGGACGAACCAGCUGGUCCCUUCAGCCUGUUCUGCAUGUUUGCAUCACCUCAACCAGAACGCACACUGCUCGUAUCUUUUUUGGUGAAUUUGAAGGUCCCAGUGUUGUCGAUGCCCUGCAUUGUCGUGAGGCAGAGCCAUGGCCGACUCACCCGGUGGCAGUCUUGACGAUGACCUAGCAGCUGCAUUUGACGGAGAGUUUGAUGAGGAACUUGUAGACGACGACGGCGGUGGCGAUGCCCAAAAGGAUAACGAGCAAAAAGGAGCUGACGAUAGAUCUGACGGAGACGAUGGCGGGAAGUCCUCGUCCGGCUCAGACGUCGACCUAGAAGACCUAGAAGACAUCGCAGACAAGGGUUUUGCGGAAGUGGAGACACUCAAGCGGGAGGCAGGAAUUGAGGACAGGCCGGCGAAGCGCAUGAAAAUGGUCCAGUUCGGCGCCGAGGAUGAGUCGCCGGGUAAACGCAGAAGUCGGGUCGCUGGAGCCGGGCCUUCCACAGCGGCGGCCGACGCAGGGGGAGCAUCAGGCUCGGGCGGGGGCUGCCAGCACCCCGUGUGGGUUUUUGGAUUGUGUGGCGUGUGCGGCGUCAGCAAGGAGUCCCUGGAGAGCAGCACGGGCGACCAGUAUGGACAGUACCUGUCCGAGUCCGCCUCCGCGGCGCACGGCGGGGACGGGACCACUAGAGCACAGGCGGGCAUGGUGCGGCUCAAGCACCUGCACGCCAGCAAAGAGGUGGAGGUCAGCCGCCAGGAGGCAGACCGGAUACGAAGGGACACCGUGUCGCGGCUGCUGUCGCGGCGGCGGCUGAUUCUGAUCCUGGAUCUGGACCACACGCUGCUCAACAGCGUGCACAUGAACGAGGUGGGCGAGGACGUCGCGCCCAGGCUGGCAGAGCUGCAGCGCCGGGAGCAGGAGGCGAACCUGGGGCCGCGGCGGCUGCUGCAUUGCCUAGCGGACAAAAAGCUGUGGACCAAGCUGCGGCCGGGCGUGUUCGAGUUCCUGGAGGGCUUGCGGGACGCAUACGAGAUGCACAUCUACACCAUGGGCGACAAGACGUACGCCGCGGAGGUCCGCAGGCUGCUGGACCCCACCGGGCGGCUGUUCUCGUCCGUCAUCGCCAAGGACCACUCCACCACCGCCACCGCCAAGCACCUGGACGUGCUGCUCUCCGCCGACGAGCUGGCGCUGGUGCUGGAUGAUACCGAGGUGGUGUGGCCGGGCCACCGCCGCAACCUGCUGCAGAUCGAGCGGUACCACUUCUUCCCAUCCGACCUCCGCAAAUGGCGUGCGGACGGGACGGCACUGCUGGAGCAGGAGCGGGACGAGAGUGCAACGGAGGGCGCAUUGGCUACGCACUCGCGCGUCCUUCGUGCCGUGCACGCCAGGUUCUUCUCCCAGGAGGACUCCAGGCUGCCGCCGCUGGAUGAGCGCGACGUGCGCGACGUCCUCGCGGAGCAGAAGGCACGCAUCCUCACUGGUGUCCACAUCACCUUCAGCCGGUGCUGGGCGCAGGACAAGGACCCGCGCAAGGAGCCGCUGUGGCAGUUGGCCGAGGGGCUGGGCGCCACGUGCCUGCCCGCCUACGACCCCGCAGUCACCACACACGUCGUGGCGGCGGGUGGCGGCACAGCAAAGGUGCACCAAGCUCGCGUCGACGGCAAGGCGGUGGUGACACCUACGUGGCUGCAGGGCUGCGCCUUCAGGUGGGAGCGGCUUCAAGAGAAGGAUUUCCCAGUACCUGAGCCGUCGCAGACUGACGGGCGCGGCGGGAGCGGAAGCAGCGGCGGCAAAGGCGCCGGAGGUAGCAAACCCAGCGCCGCGGACGAGCUGCAGAUGGCAAUGGCUGCGGCUGGUGGUGGUGGUGGUGGUGGAAGAGGCGGGGGUGGAGCACAGACUUAGCGUAGUGCCGGUGCGCCAGUAUGUGACACAUACCGCAUGGCGGGUGUGGAAUGUACGGGCGAGGUGAGGCCGCGAGGGUGCGCGGGCGAGCUUGCCGGGGAGGAUUGCAGUGUGAGGGGUGCGGCGAGGGGUGCGCGCAGCCAUGAUUGCGGGUGCUGUGCGAAGCAGUCCUGCGUACUGGACUCUGAAUGACGACGACUCGCAGAACGCGGUGGGUCUGUGGUAGUCUGAUAGGGAAGGUGGAAACCGUGGUGGGUUAGAAGUCGAUGUUGCAGGACACAGCAAUCUGAUUGGAGCAGCACAGCGUUCGGUUGGGGCGCCCCCGGGGCACCGCCGGCGAUGCGCCCGGACGGGGGAUGCUUUCAGCCAGGCAGGCCUAGUUAUGAAUGGCAGGAACAUCCGGAGCCAGGAAUGUCCAUACGGUUAACCAGGCCCGACCUGGUCCGAACCAGGGGUUCCCCUGGCCUCGUGUGACAAUUUUUUUAUCAGUCCACCGAUCGGCGGCCGCUGAGGGACCGCGGAUGGUGUGGUUAAAGUGGAGUUAAGAUUAAUGUAUACUUGGCAAAGUCACGCUGGCGCUCUCCGGACAGAACUCGCGUGCACUGCUGCCUAUGGACCAAGUAAGAUCUCGGCCACCAAGAAGCGCCGCGUCUGACGUGAGAAGGGAAUGGAGACUUAAACUCUGUGUAACGAUUACAGGCU
Chlamydomonas reinhardtii is the source of this 2639-nucleotide messenger RNA. RefSeq lists its product as uncharacterized. Gene Ontology annotation, molecular function: RNA polymerase II CTD heptapeptide repeat phosphatase activity. Bases 177 to 1937 code for a protein of 586 amino acids. NCBI's taxonomy places the organism in Eukaryota, Viridiplantae, Chlorophyta, Chlorophyceae, Chlamydomonadales, Chlamydomonadaceae. The transcript has 16 exons. The record is from RefSeq and is a predicted model, not a curated record.